This is a messenger RNA of Oncorhynchus mykiss (rainbow trout), 4480 nucleotides long. The record is from RefSeq and is a predicted model, not a curated record. NCBI's taxonomy places the organism in Eukaryota, Metazoa, Chordata, Actinopteri, Salmoniformes, Salmonidae.
ACAAUGGGAAGUGCAAAUGAUGUACCAUCGCAACACCAAAGGUUGAUAUCAGCAGACUAACCAAAAUGGUAUAAUUUGCAAAGGGUGGGUGUAAACAGGCGUAGGUGUAAAUAUAUAAUAUAUAGCCUCACAUUUUACAAACACUCUUUGAAACAAUUUCCUUUACCCAUUUUUAAUUAAGUCUGCUUGUGGUGGCCGAGGCAUAUGUUAUUUUUUUUAUGAAGCAGACUUUAUUUGACUGGAAUAGUGUCUAGUCUAGUAACUGUUGUUGGCAUUUAUGCAAUAAUGCUUGAGAACCCGGGAAUUAUUGUGUGACAACUCGCGACAAUGGCUGUACUGAGGUCCGAGGCGGAGCAACGUUUUUUAUGGAGGCAGAAUUGAUUUGACUGGAAAAUUAUUGUAACGCUCAGUGGUCUAGUCUGGUAUCUGUUGUUUCACCGUUGAUUUUGCUGCCACCUGUUGACUGUUGCAUUUACCGCACAAUUACGUUUGUGACGUGUAUCAAAUACGCCAUAAGUGAUCGUGUUCGUAUGGAACGCCUUCCAUAUGUUUGAAACAGAUCAGACAUUUGACCAUCCAUUCAGUCAUCACGUUGGCGUUGUUGGUGGUCGAAAAUGUAUUAAUCUGCAUUUUCUUGCAAUGUAAUUGCAUCAUAAUUUUUUGGGGUGAUACAUCCGGUGAUAAUAUGGAGAAGAAAGAAGUUGAGGUAGGCUUUGUUUUUCAGAUUUGUUUUAUAUCACACAUUUUGAAAGGCAAGAUAAGUCUUGCCAUCUGCCAAAGUCAGGAAUAGUGAGUAGUUGGGUAAAGGUGAUCACCAAGGUGACAUUAUGCAUAGAGGACUUUCUGAAGAGAUUCCAGGGUCAGAGGUCAAAGGUUAUAUAACCUUUUGAUAAAUAAUGUAGGCUAAUUAAUGAGAGUCUGAGGAAAGUGAUAUGUAAAAUCUCAGUCACAGGACACUGAAGCAGAGAGAGAGAUGCAGGAGGCUGAUCCAGAAUCAGCCGGCCCAUCUCAGUCACAGGAGACUGAAGCAGAAAGAGAGAUGGAGGAUGCGGAUACAGAGUCAGCCGGCCCAUCUCAGUCACAGGAGACUGAAGCAGAGAGAGAGAUGCAGGAGGCUGAUCCAGAGUCAGCCGGCUCAUCUCAGUCACAGGAGACUGAAGCAGAGAGAGAGAUGCAGGAGGCUGAUCCAGAGUCAGCCGGCCCAUCUCAGUCACAGGAGACUGAAGAAGAGAGAGAGAUGCAGAAGGGUGAUCAGGACUUAGCCGGCCCAUCUAACACAUGGGAGCCACAUCAGACUUUUCAUUGCAACCUAUCCUUGGCCCAGAGAAGCUCCUCCUCAGAACUCAAAUUCUUAGGGGAGGAGAUGACUGAGAAGCAAUGGAUUCGUUUUACUGAGAAUAUGCAUGAAAGGUUCACCAUAUUUGAGGCUCAUGCUAAGUGCAAGAACAUCCUGUCAUGGGUGAAGAAGGCCUCUUCAACUGAGGUGGUCCCUGCCCUUGAUCUCAGCAUGGAUUUGCCCUGGACACCAUCAUCAUCAUCAACUUCCUCCUCCUGGUCUUCAGUCGUAAUCAAUGUAGCAGAUCUGGGAGCGGCCUCCACAUGCCGCAGCAUCAGAUUCAGCCUUGGGCCAAGUCAUGGGCCAAGCGAGGUCGCCAACCCUAUAACUGGUGCCAGCACACGGAACCAAACUCCCUUCCCCUCCCCCAUUUUCUCAGAGGAGUCUUUGGGAAAUGAGGAAGAGGAUGACAACCUAAGAAGAUAUUCCUCCGCAUCUGAGGACAGAGAUAGAGAGGAUUGGGACAGACCCCGCUCAGACCCCCUGAGGUCUGUGUUUGGACUGUCUCACAGCUUUAUCUUCAGUCAGGUUCACAGAGACGCCCACAGGUCCCUGAGUGAGGUCAUACUGCCGUCCAUCCAGAGGAGACCGAAGAAGAUGAGGCCUAUUAUUCUGUCUGCGGACACCAGGCUGAUCAUGGCCAUUGUGGAGAUCAUCAUCAAGCAGAUAAAUGCAAGACUAGCCCAGAUUGUGCUGAAAGGAUGUGCCAGUCAGGGAGCUGAAGCUCCUUCGACCAGCAUCAGCUCACUGAGCAGUCAAUUUGCUGAGCAGAUGCUGAGGAUAAUCACAACCACAAUGAAUGGCCAUAUCAUGGGACAGAUGGCGCUCACUCGGCUGUCUGGAAAGUCCCCUCUGGAGAUCGAGAGCAGGCUUGAGACAGAGCUAGGGCCACUGGCAGGUCAGGUCAUUGUUGCAACCAUCAGCAGCAUCCAGAGGGCGAAGAGCGAUGCUCAGACAGGACAUGAGGUUCGGGUGUCCUCACCUUGCACCUACUUCCUGUCAGCUGUGUCGGCUGAGGUGCAGAGUCUGGUGGUCCAGAGAUCAGGGACCAGGAUGUCAGCCAGACAGUCAGGCAGCAACCACCUGCUGAACCUGUCUCAGGCGAAGAUCACCAGGGCCGUCGAGUUGAAAAUGGCUGAAAUGUACCGCGGAUCCCUGUGGGAUUGGUCCCUGACAGAACAGAAUAUCCAGCCAGGUCAUGGCAGAAUCACUGCCAUGUCCAGUGAUUUGGUGGAUUUGGUGGUCGAUGAUACCCUGGAUGCCCUUGGAUAUCUAGAGAACCAGGCAUUAUCCGGGCCCCAGAGCGUUGGCUACCGGAACGGGAUUGAAGGCCUCGACAUUGAUGGUGUGGCAAGGGACAUGGUCCGGAAAGCUGCAGUCAAACUCAAGACAUCCAUGUCUGAGCUUGAGCUGGAGGUGGGAUCCAGAUCCUCACAGGGCAGCAGUGGUCCCUCGAACCACUCACUUCUGUCUCGCUCCCACUCCGACCCGAGGAUGCUCCGUGUCUGGUCAGCAGUGGGAGUCAGAACUGUCCUGCAAGUGUUAAAAACAGAGCUUGACAGCAACUCAGACGAGUCCUUUGAUCAGCUCCAGAUGGCUAGAAACCUUCUAGCACGUCUAGCGUCGGGUGUCAAGAGCAUCGACAAUCUGGAAAUUGGUGAGAUGCUCCGGGGCACCUCAGCAAUCAUGGAGCCGGAGGCUGUGAGAGAACACCCAGAAAUAUCUUCCACUGCCAUCUACCAGUCCCUGCUCAUUGAUUGUCCUUUCCCACCAUCAGAGAGGGUUCAGGAAACAAUUAUCCUAAGCCAUCCACUCACUGCACAGGACGUGACCACACAGAGGAAAAAGCAGCAUUCUCCUGACCUUCAGACCGACAGCCUAAUGGCAGAAUACCCUGCCAAGGCACAACGGGUAGUGACUCAGGUCAUAAGAGAUUCUCCUUUAACCGUGGACAUCCUGUCAGCCCACGUCUCCUCAAAGAAAAUUGCUGAGGCCUCAACUCACGUUCUUGAGUCCCUUCUAGUGGACUUAAACGAGGCAGUUGAGGUGAGUAGGGCAGAGCGGAGCAAGUUCUGGGAACAGGUCCAGUUAUCCUCCCAGAAACUUUACAGCACAGCUGUGGACAAGCUGAAGAGUUUGUACACUGGUUGCCUCCUCAACAACGAGCAAGACCACCAGGAUACCCAUGUAACCGCUGACAAAAUCCAGGACAUGGAAGUGUCUACCAACAAUGACUUUAAAGACCCAACAGUUGCAGUCAGCCAGGAGUCAGUCCAACGCAGCGCCAAGAAGAUCCUCACAAAGGUUCUGAAUGUGAUCAAAGCCGGAGUAGCUGGCUCAGAGCACUCAUCUGUGGGCGAGCAGAUGACCGAAAAGUGCCAAGUUGCCACAGAGAUGUUGGACUCCAUUCUGAACAGACUAGAAGAUGAUGAGCCUGAUGUGGGUGAAGAGGAUCAUCUUCAUGUGAUGUCUGUCCGUGACAUCUACGAGGAUGUCUCAUCUAAAACCUCUCAGGUUUGUAUGGUGAUGAGUAGCCAGGCGAUGGACGCGUUGACCGAUGAUGUGUCUGCCGCGACCUAUGUGCAUGAUAUUGUGUACAGGUCAGAGAGUUGUCUCUCUCAGGCCACAAGUACCCACAGGUCAGGCACUAGCCAGGCCUCCAGUGACCUUGUUGUUGAGUACAUGUCUGAGCGCCAUGCCAACUGCCUUGACACCGCAUUGCCUGUAAGGUGCACUUCUACAGCUGUUGGCGAUACAGAGACUUGUCAUGUCCCCUCUGCCAGAGUGAAGAAGAAGAGUCAGGGCCGGAGGUUCAGUUGCUGCCCAAAGUUGCCAACGGUCAGGAUCAAGGUGUUCAAGGGCAGAGUGGAACCAGAGAGCCACCCCGCUCAAAAGGAGCUGCCUUCGCAGCGUUUCAGCACCUCUCGAGUUGCGCUGCAUGAUGAUCAUGCUGUCCCAUUCAUUCCCCAACUUGAGGACGACCUGCCACCAGCACCUGCACAGGAGUCCCGUAAACGUCCCCUGUUUGUGAGAAUGUUCCGGGCCAUUUCCAGGGCCAUCUCAAAGCCAUUCAAGGGCUGUGCUUUUUGCAAGAAUAAUUAGGAAAGGGUUAGCCAUCAACAUCUAAUAAACAUUAGCAGCAUU